This is a messenger RNA of Pararge aegeria (speckled wood butterfly), 903 nucleotides long. It is a transcript of the gene mRpL24, whose product is annotated as probable 39S ribosomal protein L24, mitochondrial. The transcript has 6 exons. Gene Ontology annotation, cellular component: mitochondrion; ribosome. Gene Ontology annotation, molecular function: RNA binding; structural constituent of ribosome. NCBI's taxonomy places the organism in Eukaryota, Metazoa, Arthropoda, Insecta, Lepidoptera, Nymphalidae. The record is from RefSeq and is a predicted model, not a curated record. Gene Ontology annotation, biological process: translation. Bases 79 to 840 code for a protein of 253 amino acids.
UGCUCAAAUGUCAGCUUCAUAGUUUUUCUCUAAUUUGUAUUCUGUGGUCAAGAAUUGUGUUUUGAAUUUCUAAAAAAAAUGCGAAUAUAUAAUUUUCUUUGUAAGAAAGUGGGCGAAUUAACAGUGAAAUAUUCUAAUCUUCCAGAAUCUUACAUCAAAAGAAGCUAUGAACAAGUGUACUGGAGGAAUCCUAAGGGCUAUCCACAAUACCCCGCAGCACAGAUAGCUCGAAAGAAAUUUCGUUUUACUACCAAUAGACCAUGGACUAUGCAGUUUGCGCGUCAGAACGAACGUACUACUUAUAGGAAAAAGGUGUUCCUUGAACCAAUAGGAGACUGGAUGUUUUUCAAAGGUGACCGGGUAGAGAUAUUGGUGGGCAAAGACAAAGGCAAGCAAGGCAUUGUAUCACAAGUCAUACAGGAGAGGAAUUGGGUCUUCGUGGAGGGACUUAAUACACAUUUACGCAUUGUGGGUAAAGACAAACAGUUCCCAGGCAUCACAAUUCAGUCAGAAGCACCCUUGCUUGUAACAACGGGGGUGAAGUUAGUGGACCCUGAGACAUUGAAAGCCACUGAAGUGGAGUGGAGAUAUACAGAGGAAGGAGAAAAGGUGCGGGUGUCUGUCAGCAGUAGUCGCAUCAUCCCGGUCCCCAAGGCGGCGCAGGAGACAGUUGACUACAAAAGCCGGGAGCUGUAUGUUGAGAACGAAGAAAAGGACACCACUGCUGCCGUCGCCAAUAAGAUAACAUACGACCCGAAGCUGUGCACAUUUGAGAUGGACAUCAUGGAAUCUAUGGGAAUCAAAGAGGACCGGGUACCCGCCAAGUCGUACUGGUAUUAACGCUCGUUAUUGUUUGUUUAAUGUCUAGAUUAUAAAAGUUAUUAAUAAAUUGUAUUAGUGUAU